This is a messenger RNA of Tripterygium wilfordii, 1629 nucleotides long. RefSeq names its product protein SIEVE ELEMENT OCCLUSION B-like. The record is from RefSeq and is a predicted model, not a curated record. The transcript is spliced from 5 exons. Gene Ontology annotation, biological process: phloem development. The annotation marks the transcript as partial. NCBI's taxonomy places the organism in Eukaryota, Viridiplantae, Streptophyta, Magnoliopsida, Celastrales, Celastraceae.
UGUAAGGUUCGAGGUGGUUCUGAUGAGCACUCCACUUCUCUCUCAAUAUUCAACAGCCUAUCAAGCUAUUCCUGGGAUGCUAAGUUGGUGCUCAUCCUAGCAGCUUUUGCUCUCAACUAUGGAGAAUACCGGCUUCUUUCCCUGAUUUACGCAUCUAAUCGACUUGCCAAAUCAAUGGCAAUUUUAAAGCAGUUGCCUGUCUCCGGCCUGUUGAAACCAGGCUUUGAAGAGCUGAAAAAUCUAGUCAGUAUUAUGCUGGAUAUUGCAAGAUGUAUUGUUGAAUUCAAUGAGCUGCCACCAAAACACUUUUGGCCGGACGUACCAGCAUUCUCCGCUGUCAUGGCUCAAAUCCCAACUGCUGUCUACUGGACCAUCAGGAGUGUUGUCGCUUAUGUAACCCAAAUCACUGCUACUACUAACAUGGGCCAUAAGAAUGGACAGCCUUUACGUUUCCAAAAGUUCGCCAUAUCAAUGAUGGAGGGAUUGGACUUUUCCACCUUGACUCGCAAACUGAACAGCAUAUAUGAACAUCUCAAGGAGCAGAUUGCUAUUUGCUACAAACACAUAGAUGAAAAAAAGGUUGCGGAAUCCUUUCAAAUGCUUGUGAAUCUCUUUGGGACGGUCCAUGUCGACAACAUGAAAGUGCUCGAGGCCCUGAUAUGUGGCAAGGAUGAUCAACUGCCAGUUUUUGAUCGCUAUACUAAAAGAAGGGUCAGCCUGGAUGUGCUGAGAAGCAAGAAUGUCCUAUUGCUGAUAUCAGAACUAGACAUCUCCGAAGAAGAAAUUUGGAUUCUGGAAAUGAUAUUAAUCGGAUCGAGACACCAAGCACCUAGGCAAUAUAGUCAAUAUGAGGUUGUGUGGAUCCCAAUUGUGGACCGCAACAUCCUCUGGAAUGAUUCAAUGCAGAAGCAAUUCGAGACCCUCAAGUUCAGGAUGCCAUGGUACAUGGUGCACCACCCUUCAUUGACUGAGACAGCGGUUAUCAAGUUCAUCAAUGAGGUGUGGAAGUACAGGAACAAGCCUAUGGUUGUUGUAAUUGACCAUCAAGGGAGAGUGGUGUGCCAAAAUGCAAUCCACAUGAUGUGGAUUUGGGGCAGUAGGGCCUUCCCCUUCACCAGCCUCAUAGAGGAAGCUCUGUGGAAGGAAGAGACUUGGAGGAUUGAGCUUCUUGUGGAUAACAUUGAUCCAACGAUACUAGACUGGAUUAAGAAAGGAAAAUGCAUAAUGUUGUAUGGAGGAGAUUACAUUGAAGCGGCCAAGGAGUUUAUGAAAGUUGCUCGAGCUAUUGCACUGGCGGGAGAAAUACCUUUAGAGAUGGUCUACGUAGGGAAAAGCUGCGAAAGGGAGAGUGUCAGGAAAGUCAUAUCCACGAUCACAAAGGAAAAACUGAGCUACUGCUGGCAAGAUAUGACCAUGAUAUGGUUCUUCUGGACAAGAUUAGAGAGCAUGUUAUUCUCGAAGAUGCAAUUAGGCAAUGCUGAUGACCACGACCCCAUUGUCCAAGGAAUUAAAAAGUUACUUAAGUACGACAAAGAGAGUUUCUGGGCGAUGCCAUUUAUGGAAGACGAGAAGAGGGAUACAGAAUACUUUCAAAUGCUUGAGAGUUUCUCUGAGAUGUCUUCUUUUUGA